Messenger RNA from Drechmeria coniospora, 684 nucleotides. RefSeq lists its product as uncharacterized. The record is from RefSeq and is a predicted model, not a curated record. The transcript has a single exon. The coding region runs from base 1 to 684 and encodes 227 amino acids. Lineage: Eukaryota; Fungi; Ascomycota; Sordariomycetes; Hypocreales; Ophiocordycipitaceae.
AUGCCCGUGCUGGCGCCGGCUCGCGGAGAGAGAGCCCGGCUCGAGAGCUUGCUGGGCGAUGUCUGGAGUCGUGAAAUCCUCCCAUUUCCGGGGAUGACGGCACGGGCACGGAGCGAGCAUCUAGUUCGAACGUCGGCCUCGACGGUGAUGAGAAAGCUCAGCGUCGCGAGCAUCACGAGCACGUUUGCGAAGAAAUCGGGCAGCCUGACGCAACGAUCGAAGGCCGCCGACGGCGCCGACGAGGCAUCGAACGGAUCCGGGUGCAGGAGACGGGUCUGGAGAGGCUCGACGGACGAGGCGGAGGUGGUUGACGAGGGUGAGAGGGCGAGUACGGUGAGAAGAACGAAGAAGACGAGAACAGCACGCUGCCUCGGCAUUCAGUCGGCGGCGGCGUCAGGGUCGGACGACAUUGCGCGCGCAGCAAGCACCAGCACGCCUCGGCGAGCCGGUACUGGCAAAGGCAAGAGGGAUGGGGAGGAGUCAAUCGCGUUGCGACCAUCGUCGGCAAAUAGCCUGCGACUGAGCCGGUCGACGAGGAGCGACAAGGGAAAUCGACGACGGAUGGAGAAGGAAAACAAGGCCCUCGAAGCGGAAGAGAAGCUUCCGACCCAAGCUUGGCGAAGCAAGCUCGGCGUGACAAGGAACCAAGGAGGCAACCACAGCUUCAGGAACUUGUUUCGAUAG